Cercospora beticola is the source of this 1842-nucleotide messenger RNA. The record is from RefSeq and is a predicted model, not a curated record. Lineage: Eukaryota; Fungi; Ascomycota; Dothideomycetes; Mycosphaerellales; Mycosphaerellaceae.
GGCUCAUCCCGCCAAUCAUGUAAGCGCCAAGAUUUUGUCUGCACACUCUCCAAAUCUCGAGCUUCGGAGGUUGUUUCGAACGCCAACGACAUUCUCUGCCACCCUUUCACUAACCCACCAGCAACACAGCAAGAAAAAUGGCAGACCGUGGUGGAGCAGCUCCUGGUGGCGCCCGUGGCGGCUUCGGCUCGCGCGGCGAUCGUGGUGGUGACCGCGGUGGACGUGGCCGUGGCCGUGGCAGAGGUCGUCGCGGCGGCGCAAAGAGCGACGAGAAGGAAUGGCAGCCAGUCACCAAGCUCGGCCGUCUCGUAAAGGCCGGCAAGAUCAAGAGCAUGGAGGAGAUCUACCUGCACUCUCUCCCAAUCAAGGAGUACCAGAUCGUCGACUUCUUCUUGCCAAAGCUCAAGGACGAGGUCAUGAAGAUCAAGCCAGUCCAGAAGCAGACCCGUGCUGGUCAGCGUACCCGUUUCAAGGCCAUCGUCGUGAUCGGAGACAGCGAGGGCCACAUCGGUCUUGGCAUCAAGACCUCCAAGGAAGUCGCUACUGCCAUCCGUGCUGCCAUCAUCAUCGCAAAGCUCUCGGUCGUGCCAAUCCGCCGUGGUUACUGGGGAACCAACCUCGGUGAGCCUCACUCCAUCCCAGUGAAGGAGUCUGGCAAGUGCGGUUCCGUCACCGUUCGUCUCAUCCCAGCUCCUCGCGGUACUGGCUUGGUCGCUUCUCCAGCUGUCAAGCGUCUGUUGCAAUUGGCAGGUGUCAACGACAUCUACACUGCCUCUUCCGGAUCCACCAAGACCCUCGAGAACACCCUCAAGGCCACUUUCGUUGCCAUCACCAACACCUACGGCUUCCUCACUCCUAACCUCUGGAAGGAGACCAAGCUCACCCGCUCACCUCUCGAGGAGUACUCCGACGUGCUCCGUGAUGGCAAGCGCUACUAGAUGGAUUCCGAAGUUGCUCUACUGAGGCUGAAAAGGAGCCCACGUUACGAAGGAUACGUACAGCAAAAUAGACGCGUGACCGGAUUCGGUUCUGAAUUAGGCGAUCGCUGAGCUUCAUCCGCCACUGGCAGAGAUGGUGGGCCCAAUGUAGUUCAACUUGAGCCAAGAACGAAUCUCAUGUGUCAUACACUUUGCCUCAAAAUCACAUUCUCUCACAGUAAUGUUUUGCUUAGUGACGACUAGGGCAAUAGAUUUCGUCAGAGUUGACAACCACUCAUAGUAAUGCUUUACUUACUGACACCUCGUAUAGAUGUAAAUCGAAAGAGGAUGAAGGACACGCGUCACUCGGAAAUUCCGUACCGAUUUCGAGAGUCUACAAGCCUCCCUUGCCAGACCAUUGGAUAUCAUCCAACAGCGGCUCUGCUGCCUGCUUGAAUUACGAUGUCAACUUCGUGCGCGGUAUUUGAAGGCAAUCCAGGCCACUUGCGUUGAUGGCUGAGUAAUGGAAGUAUCAGACUCGAUCUGGCCCCGGUCAACGCUCAAGCGCGAAAAGCAGACAACCCCCUAAGGUAUUCUGACGCACAGUCAGACCUCAUACUCGAUCCUGCUUCCCAGCACGUAGUGAUACUCAAGUUUCCAAGACCGCCUGCUGACUUGGUGAGACAAUCACAAACCUGAGUCCACGGGAGGGAGUCUAACAAGAAUGGGAAAGAUCUUAACAAUCACCAGGAUAGUAAUCAUCCACGAGGAUUAUGGGCGAAUGCGAGUCAUCCUCUUGGCCUGGCUCCGAGACGAGGAAGACAGGCAAUAGCCUUUAGCUCGCGCGCGAAAUCUUGAGGAUUUGCCCUAAAUGUCCAACCUAUAUCGCAAAUUGACUCUCGCACGAAACGUAUUGACUCACGAC